AUGUCUGAGUACGAGAAAUCUGAACUCGAGCACAUCUCCGACCAGGAGACUGGUCCAUCCAUCGAUUAUAACAACUGCUCGUGGCAAAGGGCCGCUGGGCUUUUGUUCUCCGAAUACAUUUGCUUGGCCAUCAUGUCAUUUCCUUGGUCAUAUUCUGUUUUGGGGUUGAUUCCGGGCCUUAUUUUGACGGUUUUCGUGUCGCUUACCGUUCUCUAUACCGGCUUGACUAUCACUGAAUACUGUAUUGCCUACCCCCACAUCACCAGUGUGUGUGAUAUUGGAAAGCAUUUGUUCUGGAACUCCAAUGCUGUGUGGUAUGCCACUGCUGUAUGCUUCUUGUGCAACAAUACCUUGAUUCAGGCGUUGCACGUUUUGGUGGGUGCAAAAUACUUCAACACAAUCUCCGACAACACCGAUGCAGUUGGAGGUAAGCAUAUUUGCUCCAUUGUGUUUGCUGUCGUGACUACCAUCAUUUGCUUCUUGAUUUCCUUGCCUAGAACCUUCUCGUCCAUGCUGUCUAUCGCUUACUUCUCUGCUAUCACUAUGUUCAUUGCUGUGGUUUUAGCCAUGGCUUUUGCUGGUGUCCAAGAUCAUCCAUACGGAUUUGAUGGAACUCCAGUGACGUACCAUUUGUGGCCAAAAGAGGGUACAACAUACGUCGAGGGAAUGGGUGCCGUGUUGAACAUUGUCUACACCUUCGUGGGACAAAUUACCUAUCCAUCGUUUAUUUCGCAAAUGAGAGAGCCAAGGGACUUCAAGAAAGCUCUCUACAUUGUCACCUUGUGCGAAGUUAUUACCUUUGCGUUGGCUGGUUCGGUGGUGUAUGUCUACGUUGGUAACCAGUACAUUACAGCACCUGCUUUUGGGUCCCUCAUUGGAAAUUACAAGAAGGUUGCCUUUUCUUUUGCAUUACCAACUAUUCUCUUCUUGGGUUCGUUGUAUUCCAACGUUUCCUCGCAGUUUUUAUUCCUCAAGAUCUUCUCCGAGGACUCCAAGAACAGAAACAGCCACACCGUGCUUGGAUGGGCUACCUGGACCGGAUUGAACUUGGGCUUAUGGUUGAUUGCAUUCGUGGUGGCUGAGGUCAUUCCGUUCUUCUCUGAUUUGCUUUCUUUGAUGUCUUCCUUGUUUGACUGCUGGUUUGGUUUCGUAUUCUGGGGUGUUGCCUACUUCAAGUUGAUCAGGUACUAUAACCCGGAAACUUCGUUCACUUCGUAUUUCAAAACGGCUUCUUUGAUCACCAAACUCGAGAUGAUCGCCAACGUCAUUUUGGUCAUAAUUGGUUUGUACAUUUUGGGACCUGGUCUCUACGCUACCAUCAAGAGUAUUGUCUUGUCCUAUGAAUCUGGACUCUAUGGCAGUCCGUUCACAUGUGUCAGCAAUGCUGUCUAA
Messenger RNA from Sungouiella intermedia, 1392 nucleotides. The record is from the annotation of a GenBank genome assembly. NCBI's taxonomy places the organism in Eukaryota, Fungi, Ascomycota, Pichiomycetes, Serinales, Metschnikowiaceae.